Penicillium taxi is the source of this 486-nucleotide messenger RNA. RefSeq lists its product as uncharacterized. Lineage: Eukaryota; Fungi; Ascomycota; Eurotiomycetes; Eurotiales; Aspergillaceae. The record is from RefSeq and is a predicted model, not a curated record. The coding region runs from base 1 to 486 and encodes 161 amino acids. The transcript has a single exon.
AUGGAAUCUCUGAUCAAUGUUCCAAAAGAGGUAUUACUCGAAACGCCUCGCACUCAAUCCAAUCACAAGAGGCCAUCCCCAGAUACCACGCCUCCAGGAUUCAGUGUGAUACGACUUGAAGGCCUAGAAAGGUGGACUUCAGAUAAGAAGACGGAAGUUCUGCAAUCGAUUUCGGAUGAUAUUCGUGCGACGUUCAUGUGUAUUACAAACCAUAUACGUGUCGGCACUUUAUCACCAGCACACACCAAACCUCUUGAGGAGGUGAUUGACAUCAUCCGGGACUCGAACAUGAAUCAUCGGCGUAAACUAGAACGAAGAAUCAAAAGAUUACGGAAGCAAAACCAGUGGAUUCAGAAGGAAUACCGGAGAGUCGUUCAGACUGCUGAUACUGUGGCGCGGACAUACAAUGGGCGCGUACAGAAAUUGAAACAGCGAACAUUGUCUCUGCAAGAGCAAUUGACACGUUUGACUUCGAAGGAGUUAUAA